This is a messenger RNA of Aspergillus melleus, 1566 nucleotides long. RefSeq lists its product as uncharacterized. The record is from RefSeq and is a predicted model, not a curated record. Bases 1 to 1566 code for a protein of 521 amino acids. The transcript has 2 exons. Gene Ontology annotation, molecular function: heme binding; iron ion binding; oxidoreductase activity, acting on paired donors, with incorporation or reduction of molecular oxygen. NCBI's taxonomy places the organism in Eukaryota, Fungi, Ascomycota, Eurotiomycetes, Eurotiales, Aspergillaceae.
AUGCUGACCAAUUGGAUCCAGUGCGAUAGCCUGCCUCUCAUCCUGAUAGGGGCUGUGAUCACCUUAUCCUGCAUUGUCGCUUGGACCUUUCGGGCCACUCCUUUGCGCCAUAUUCCUGGGCCAUGGCUCAACAAAUACUUCGGGGUUGGAAUUGCCCUGGCUGAGAUACGCGGGCACCGCAGCCAGCAGGUCGUUGCAUGGCACCAGCAAUACGGUCCGAUCGUCUGCGUUGCGCCGACUCAGGUCUCUAUUGCCACAUUGCCAACUAUUCGCGACAUCUAUAGUUCGACGGGUCGCGCUGACAAGAGUACCUUCUUCAACCACUUCAUCUCAUUCAAUAGCCGGUCGGUCUUCACGACUCUCUCCUUUCUGGAUCACAAACGAAAGCGAGCCGUUCUCUCCUCAUUCUACCAGGGCUCGACCAUAUAUGGGCAACCUGCCAUUGAGGCCUUUAUUCGUAACCAUGCGUUUUCCAUCUUAAGUCAUAUUGAAGGGAGAUACCCGGGAAAGGGACCUGUCGACUUCUACCCACUUGCCGACUGGUACGCGUUUGACAAUAUCACCGCUCUGGCCUUUGGCCCUCUUUAUGCGUCUGCGACUACAAAGAGGUCAUGUGAAGAGCGUGGGUUGCUGCGAGACCUUAAACAGGCCCAAGCAUGGUCUCCACUCCGCCAACGUUUUCCAUGGCUGAUCCCAAUUGUGAAGAUUGCUGCUCGGAUCUCUAACUGGGAUACGAGCCCACUCGAAGCGGAACGGCACUUGGCGGAAUGGACAUAUGACCGGGUACUGCGCACGCUUGAUGGCCCCAAUGCUGGCGGGUUUGAAAGUCUAGUCUGCUAUUUAGCGAGAAAGCUAGGGCUCAAUCUCGGAUCAGAUGCUCCCCAGCGGUCCUACGACACCCAUGUUCACAGCCUUGUACGCUAUAUUUCGGCAGAAGUGCUGGACAACAUCAACGCAGCGGAGGCCUCGGUUGCCGCAACCAUCACGUAUGUGAUUUGGUACGUGAGUAUCCAUCCUGAAUGGCAGCAGAGACUCAGAAGGGAGCUUCAGGCCCUGCCUGUGAGAUCGGAUGGCCUGCCAAGCUUUAACGACAUCGAUCGUGCUCCCGUCCUCGAUGCAUGCCUUAAGGAGGUGUAUCGCUUGAAGCCGGCCAGCGGCGGGCGUGCCGAACGCGUUAUCCCUGCUGGGGGGCGCGUCGUAUCAAACGUCUAUGUUCCUGAAAAGACCGUGGUAGCUGCCUCGAUUAUCGCGGUUCACACUGACCCUACUAUGUUUUCCGAUGAGUCCAGGUUCUGUCCCUCACGCUGGCUGGAAGCGGACGAGGCCAGGCUGGCCCGGCUCAAUGCUUCUGUUAUACCGUUUGGAUAUGGAGCGCGGGUGUGUCCGGGCAAGGUGAUGGCGAACAUGGAGAUCAAACUAUUGCUGGCAGCGAUGUUCUUGCGCUACGAGAUUGUGCCUGCCGGCGUACACACGGGCGUAUCGAUGAGGCAGGCUGCUGCACGGGAUGGGGUUCGUAGCGGCCUCAAGGGAGAAUUUUAUUGCCGACCUUUGCCUGAAUUUAAAUGA